AUGAAGUUAUGUUAUCAAUAUUUUCUAAGUUUAAUUAGUAGAAAUAAUGAUGCUGAUAGAAAAUCAAACAAUAAUGAUAGAAUUAUUAUAGAAAAGAAAUUUAAUUCAAAACAUAUUGAACAUUUAAAAUUAAAUAAAACAGCAAUAUAUUUCUUCAAUAAUUAA
Molecule: messenger RNA, 165 nt
Organism: Dictyostelium discoideum AX4
Lineage: Eukaryota; Evosea; Eumycetozoa; Dictyosteliales; Dictyosteliaceae
Exons: 2
Coding region: 1-165 (54 amino acids)
Source: RefSeq, a predicted model, not a curated record